Molecule: messenger RNA, 1416 nt
Organism: Rotaria sp. Silwood1
Lineage: Eukaryota; Metazoa; Rotifera; Eurotatoria; Philodinida; Philodinidae
Source: the annotation of a GenBank genome assembly
AUGAUAAAAAUUCUUAUUGAGGAUUGUGAGAUUACAGUUUGGUUAUAUUUAACAAAAUUUUCUUUUCAUCCAAUUUAUGGACAUAUUGAUAUAAGUUUAAAUUCAUUUAAUAAUAAUACAAUAAAAUUGUUUAUUUUAAAUAAAUAUGAAUGGAACGAAAUUAAAAAUAAUUUAUCUAAAAUUUGUUUAAAAAAAGAAUUACAAUUAAAUUCAAUUAACAAUGAAACAAACUUAGAGAUUUUAUCAUCAUCUUUUACAUCUAUUGGUCAAAUGUAUUUUAUUUUAAGUACAUGUAAUUCAAGUUUAAAUACGAAUGAUUUAUCUUUUACAUAUAAAUUAAUCUUAACAAAUGGACAUAAUUUAUUUAUGAAGCAUUUUUCUAACGAUGAACAAGGAAUAUUGCAAUUAUAUAUUAUUAGUACAAUUAUCUAUACUAUAAUUUUAUUAAUUGUUCUUAAAUAUAUAUAUUCAUCAAAAAAUAAACCUUGUUUAAUAAUUAAGUUAUAUAUUAUUUCAAUAUUAUUUUCAUGUCUUUAUAGUUUAAUAUGUUUUAUUGAAAAUUUUAUAUUUGCAUUAAUAGGAAAUACUGAUGUAUUUGGAUGUCAAUUAUUAUUAUUUUUUGCUCGAUUGUUUCAUUUAUGUGCUUCCAUAUUGUGUCUUUUUAUGUUAAUUCUCUGUGCAAAAGGCUAUUUAAUUAUACGUAUUAAUUUAAGAAACAAAACACUAACAGAAACAAUACUGAUUAUUCUAUUAUAUAUACAUGUGCAGAUAGUUAUUUUAAUUAUUAUAACGAUAUAUACCGAUCGAGUAUUAAUUAAUGAAAUUAUCUUCAUUAUUUGUGAUUAUAUUCAAAUGAUAAUGUAUCUUUUAACUUGUCUUUGGUUUAUUGUAUCUCUUAUAUUAACAACUAAAAAAUCUAUCAAAACAUUCUAUUCGUUUAUUAUUUUUACUUUCUGGUUUUUAACUAAUGCAAUUGUUAUUUUAUUGAAUAUUCUUGAUAUUAUACCAAAUUUUCAAAUAACUAUUCUCAAAGCAAUGACAAUAACUAUUCAAAUUUUAACAUAUUGUAUAUUUAUGUUUAUUAUUCAACAAAAAACAUUUUUGUUACGAACAAAAUUAAAUCAAAUUAAUAUAACCUAUAUUGAUCCAACAUUAUCAAAAUCUCAUAUUCAAGAACAAUUAACAAGACAAAAAAUUAUCAAUACUAAUCGAGAUGAAUUAACAAAUUUAUGUUCUAUUGAGAAUACUAACAUAUCGAAAUUUCGUAUGCCUAUGAAAUCUUUUGAAACAGUUUCUCGUCUUGAACCACGUCGAGAUGUAUUAUUAAAAACGUUGACACAAUCAUCGAUUGUUUCAUUUCAACCCUCGAUAUAUCCCGUUCCACGUCGCUUACCACCAUUAAAACAUGAUGAUUAA